Molecule: messenger RNA, 3498 nt
Organism: Arachis duranensis
Lineage: Eukaryota; Viridiplantae; Streptophyta; Magnoliopsida; Fabales; Fabaceae
Product: vacuolar sorting protein 3
Exons: 14
Coding region: 173-3181 (1002 amino acids)
Biological process (GO): intracellular protein transport; autophagy; vesicle-mediated transport
Cellular component (GO): cytoplasm; membrane
Source: RefSeq, a predicted model, not a curated record
AGAAAACAGCAAACAAGCAGCCGUCUAACCAAGAAUCCCGAGAUCCCCCUCGACCGUACCGCAAGCAACAGCACAGUGCAACGGAAACACUCACUCCAACCUCAUUUUCAUCCAAUGAGAUUCAUCACACCAAUAACCCCACAUUUCAUUCCAUCUUAAAAAUUAACAAAAAAUGGCGAAAGGUGAAGUCAGCAGCAUGAGCCGCACAGUGAUUGAGCCACUCUCGCAGUUCGACCUUUCUUCCCAUUCACGCGCCACAACCAUCCGAUCCCUCGCCGUUGCCACGUCACCCUCCGAUCAUCAACACGCUUUCCUCUACGUUGGCACCUACUCCGGAACCCUCUUCUCCCUCUCCACAAAUCUCAACAAUUCCGCCUCAUCCAACGGCUCAGAUCACCCCAAGCACAACGGCGGUACCGGUGAGUCCACCUUCUUGCAUAAGCUUUCGUUCCAGAGAAGCGUAUCUGUCGGCGAUUCGCCCGUGGAGUCAAUUUUCGUUCUUGUUGAGUUGGGGAAGGUUUUGGUUCUUUCAGAGGGUUCUUUGUUUCUGGUGGAUUCGGAGCUGACUAAUCACGCGGCGAGGUUGAGUUUUCCGAAAGGGGUUUCGGUGGUUGCGAGGAGGGUGAGGAGUGGUGCUGAGUCUGAGGGUUCCAGUGAACAAGCUAGUAGCAGCAGUGGUGGUGGUGGUCAGAGGUUUUUGAAGAGAUUGGGGAGUGGAGUUAGGGUAAAUGGAUUGAGGGUAAAUAAGGAAGGGGAGGCCCACGGUGAGGGUAAUUCCGUCUUUGCAGUUGUUGCUGGGAAGAGGUUGUUGCUUGUUGAGCUUGUUUUGGGUGGUGGGGGUACUGGCUCUUUGGUGAUUUUGAAAGAGAUUCAGUUUGUUGAUGGUGUUAUUAGUACCAUGGUGUGGCUUGAUGACUCGAUUAUCGUUGGCACUGCCAAUGGUUAUAGCUUGAUUUCUAGUGUUACUGGACAGAGUGGGGUUAUAUUCUCCUUGCCAGAUGUGUCACGCCCUCCGCGGUUGAAGCUGCUAAGGAAGGAGUGGAGAGUGCUCUUGUUAGUGGACAAUGUGGGGAUUAUUGUUGAUCCCCAAGGACAGCCGGUGGGUGGUAGUCUGGUGUUUCGUCACGGAUUGGACUCCGUGGGAGAGAUUUCUUCAUAUGUGGUGAUAGUGAGUGAUGGGAAGAUUGAGUUGUAUCAUAAGAGAAGUGGCAGUUGUGUUCAGGUUUUGCCGUUUGGUGGGGAAGGAAUAGGGCCUUGUAUUGUUGCAAGUGAGGAAGACAGGGGUGGGAAGCUUGUUGCUGUUGCAACUGCUACCAAGGUAGUAUGCUACCAGAAAUUACGUUCUGAAGAACAAAUAAAGGAUUUGUUGAGGAAGAAGAAUUACAAGGGAGCGGUAUCCUUAGUGGAGGAGCUUGAGGCUGAAGGUGAAAUGCCAAAAGAUUUGCUCUCAUUUGUUCAUGCUCAAGUGGGGUUUCUGUUACUUUUUGACUUGCAUUUUGAAGAGGCAGUGGAUCACUUUUUGCUCUCGGAGACAAUGCAGCCUUCUGAAGUAUUCCCAUUUAUAAUGCAAGAUCCGAAUCGCUGGUCUUUACUGGUUCCUAGGAAUCGGUAUUGGGGUUUGCAUCCUCCACCUGCCCCACUUGAAGUUGUAGUAGAUGAUGGUUUAAUGACAAUCCAGAGAGCUUCUUUCUUGAGGAAAGCAGGUGUAGAAACAAUUGUAGAUAAUGACCUGUUUCUGAAUCCACCAAAUAGAGCUGAUUUGUUGGAGUCAGCAAUCAAGAACAUUAGCAGAUAUUUGGAGGCUUGUCGUGAAAAGGACCUAACACAAUCAGUUAGGGAGGGAGUUGACACGCUAUUAAUGUAUCUUUAUAGAGCCCUAAAUCGUGUUGAGGACAUGGAGCGGCUGGCAUCUUCUACAAACUGGUGUGUUGUGGAAGAGUUGGAACAGAUGUUGGAAGAGUCUGGGCACCUACGUACACUGGCUUUCCUAUGUGCCAGUAAAGGAAUGAGCUCAAAAGCUGUUUCUAUUUGGCGCAUACUAGCAAGAAACUAUUCAUCUGGCCUCUGGAUAGACACUGCCUUGAAUAAUAAUAUACGGGAUAGCAGGGAAAACCUUGUUUCUGGCAAGGAGAUUGCUGCAGCCGAAGCUGCCAAAAUUCUUGAGGAGUCAUCUGACCAAGAUUUGAUUCUACAACAUUUAGGAUGGAUUGCCGAUAUCAGCCAGGUUCUUGCAGUUAAAGUUUUAACAUCAGACAGACGAGUAGUCCAACUAAAUCCUGAUGAAGUUGUUACGGCUAUUGAUCCACAGAAGGUAGAAAUCUUACAAAGGUUUCUCCAGUGGUUGAUUGAAGAGCAAGAUUGUAAUGACACUCAGUUGCACACGUUGUAUGCCCUAUCACUUGCUAAAUCAGCUAUUGAAGCAUUUGAUUCUGAAAAUCUUGAUAGUGGUAAUACUGAGAGUACCUCUGGGAUAUCAAUCUUUCAGACUAGUGUAAGAAAAAGACUGCAAGUAUUUUUGCAAUCCUCUGACUUGUAUGAUCCAGAAGAAGUUCUUGAUUUGAUUGAAGGGUCAGAGUUAUGGUUAGAAAAGGCUAUUCUGUAUAGAAGACUGGGGCAGGAGACUUUGGUCCUCCAAAUAUUGGCUUUGAAGUUGGAAGACAGCGAGGCUGCUGAGGAGUAUUGUGCUGAAAUUGGCAGACCUGAUGCUUACAUGCAGUUGCUUGAAAUGUAUUUGGAUCCACAAGAUGGUAAGGAGCCCAUGUUUAAUGCUGCUGUUCGCCUUCUCCACAAUCAUGGAGAAUCAUUGGACCCUUUGCAAGUUUUAGAGAAAUUGUCACCAGAUAUGCCGCUUCAACUUGCUUCUGAGACUCUAUUAAGAAUGUUCAGGGCCAGAGUUCAUCAUCAUCACCAAGGGCAGAUUGUGCAUAAUUUAUCACGAGCUGUAGACAUGGAUGCAAGAUUGUCGAGAUUGGAGGAAAGAUCAAGGAAUGUUCAGAUUAAUGAUGAGAGUCUCUGUGACUCCUGUGAUGCACGCCUUGGAACAAAGCUAUUCGCAAUGUACCCGGAUGACACUGUAAUAUGUUACAAGUGCUAUCGCCGUCAAGGUGAGUCAGUUUCAGUCUCGGGUCGCAACUUCAAGGAAGACGUCCUAAUUAAACCGGGUUGGCUUGUAAGUCGUUGAUGUCAAAGCCAAAAUGUUGGUGUUAGAUCCCAAUAUUACUCGGCAGAAUAUUUUGAAUUGUCAUUCCAUAUAAAAUGCCAAAUUCAUUCAAAAUUGGAAUAUGGAAUAUAUGUUGAUGAUGGCUCAGUUAUGUAGUUAGCAUUUAGAGUAGUAGCUUCUAACAUAUAGUUGACCACCACAUGAUGGUGCUGUAAAAUCUGUGAUGAGUUCCCCAUUGUAUUCUCCAUUUUUUCUUUUGACAAGCUGCACUGUAAAAUUUUGUUGACAUUGUAAAUUGUAAAUUUUUGCUUAUAUAUAAAUAAUAGCUCAUUCUUCCA